Macrosiphum euphorbiae (potato aphid) is the source of this 444-nucleotide messenger RNA. Lineage: Eukaryota; Metazoa; Arthropoda; Insecta; Hemiptera; Aphididae. The record is from the annotation of a GenBank genome assembly.
AUGAGAUUGGGUAUAACAGAAAAGUGUCCAAUAAUGUCGUUGAUUGAACUUAAACAUUCAAAAUAUGCUGGCUCAAUCCAUUUAAUUUGUGCAGAUCCAUUUAUAACACCUUAUUGGACACCAUCUCAAUUGGUAGUAUAUAAAAACCAUCGAAAAUCUUACGUUCGCAUGGCAAUCGAUGCGACAGGCAGUAUUGUAAAGAAAAUAAAAAGAACAAAAGAAGGUUUACUAAGCAGCCAUAUUUUUCUGUAUGAAGCUGUUAUCUCCUCUGACAAAUUUCAAGUGUCAAUCACACAAAUGAUCAGUGAAAAACAGGACACAUUUACAAUUUUUUCAUGGUUGAGUAUGUGGCUUAUAGAUGGAGUAAAAGCACCACAAGAAACAGUCUGUGAUUACUCUAUGGCUCUUUUAGGUGGAAUAACUAGAGCAUUUUGUGAUGAGUAG